Molecule: messenger RNA, 8376 nt
Organism: Micropterus dolomieu (smallmouth bass)
Lineage: Eukaryota; Metazoa; Chordata; Actinopteri; Centrarchiformes; Centrarchidae
Gene: scn4ba
Product: sodium channel, voltage-gated, type IV, beta a
Exons: 5
Coding region: 808-1509 (233 amino acids)
Biological process (GO): regulation of ventricular cardiac muscle cell membrane repolarization; cardiac muscle cell action potential involved in contraction; regulation of sodium ion transmembrane transporter activity
Cellular component (GO): voltage-gated sodium channel complex; membrane
Molecular function (GO): sodium channel regulator activity; transmembrane transporter binding
Source: RefSeq, a predicted model, not a curated record
AUUCCUCCCUGUGCCGGCUGGGGAGACACGCGCUUUCUGCUUUUCUGCCUGGCUGCUGGCUCUGCUCCAGCAUCCCUCCGUGCCUCUCGUGUGCCUGCUCCCACCUCCAGCCUAUGUCUCCCCCUGUGGGGUUUAUUGGCCAGCCUGUUUCCCUGUCUGUCGCUGCUGCUGCUGGAGCCGUGGAGCUGUUUCACUGCUACGCCGCUACAAAAUCUGCCUCGCUUUUCCUCUCUGCCUUUCGCUCCACGCUCUCCUAUGCUGGAUAAUCACCACUCAGUCUACAAGAGACAGUGACAGAGGACAGGAAGGGAGGGAGAGAGACGGAGAGCCUGCACUCUUCAUUCAGCUGCUGCAUUCUUCAGCUUGUCUCUCCCUGAGCUUUCCUGGGCUGCUGGAGAGGAAACCACUGGUUCGCGAGAGAGCUCCCCCAAGGAAUUUAUUCUACUCUUUAUCUACUCUAAUCCUUCUCUUUGCGCUUUCUCCCUCUGUUCAUUUCUGGGACAGAGUGCAGAGGAGGAGAAAAGAAGGAGGUACUGAGAGCAGGACUUCAGACUCAGCUGCACAGCUCAGUGUCCCGCCUUGCUCCAAAGACACAUAAGACAAGCACACACACACACACACACACACACACAAAGAGACACAUCAAGACACAUCUAGACACAUCGAGACACAUCGAGACACACAUUUUUGCAUAGAUUGGACUCAGUUCAGGCUGGCCAGACUGGCAGACGGAGACAGAUUGACAAAGACACACAUUCUUUACAUACACAAAGACAGACAACAACACAGACGGACAGACUUGGUGUCAUGGCGUCAGUGGACAGCAAUGGUUCCAGUGUCUCUGGUCGGCUGAGAUCAGGGGAUCUACUUCAUGCUGGUCUGGUAGUUUCACUGCUGCUUGGUGUGUGGAGUGUCGGUGGCCUGGAGGUCUCGACAGGUAAAGUGUCUUCAAUUGAAGCAAUGAAUGGCUCCACAGUUCUGCUGCCCUGCACCUACUCCUCCUGCAUUGGCAUCAAAAACCUCUACUUCAACUGGCACUAUUAUGACAAUGGAACCAUGCUCAAGUUAUGUGAAGCGGUGAUUCCCAUUGAGGGUGUGGAGCCCAAGGUCAGUGUGUACCAUGAGCGUGUGGAGUUUGUCGGCUCCUCAAAGACCAACAACAUCUCCAUUCUGCUGUGGAACAUCACCUUCGAAGAUGAGGGAGAGUACAUCUGUUUCGCCAGGAACCCAAAAGAGAAGAACCGCAACCACAGUGCCGUCUACACUCUUAUAGUGGUGGACCAAAUGAAGGAGGUUGACAAUACUUUGACAGUCAUCAUUGUCUCAGUGCUGGGUGGAGUCAUUGGCUUAGUUAUCAUUAUCAUGGUGAUAAAGGCCUUGGUUGUUCACUUCCUGCUGAAGGAUGAUGAGAAGAAUAAAGAGUGCCUGGUGAGCUCCUCAGGGAAUGACAACACAGAAAAUGGACUUUCAGGAGCCAAAGCUGACAACAAAGGGACACCAAAGGCAUAAGCAAAAUGCAAAGUAUGUCUGUAUGUUUGUAUAUAUGUUAGACAAAUGUACACGCUGGGAGGAAAUGGUGUUUUCAGUGGACUGUUUUAUCUUGCUAGUGGCUAACUAAUACAACAUGUACAUGUCUAUUUUAAAUCAUGCUUGAGAUUUGGGAAGUGUGAAAUGUGCAAAGGCCUGGAUCGCUCUUUCACCUACAUGGCAGCCCGUCUGUAACACGGCAUACAGCCUCUGUUAUCGAACUCUGCUCUACAUCGUACUGAAACCUGACACUCUCUACAGUAGAGCCUCGCCUCAACUCUCUGCCUGUAGUUACAUAUCCUUGUGGUUUUCAUACCCUUAUUUUCUUAUUCAGGUUACAUCUUCAAACACACUACACUUUUUUUUUUACUUUGAGCCCUCUAUAACCAUGAUACAACUAAUAGUAACUAUUACAUCAUUUUAGAGGAAAACCUUUGCACAAAGCAGAUCCUCAGUUGUCUUAAGUUCUUUAUUUAUAGAGCAAAUUUCAAUAUUUAGCUGUCAAAAUACAGUUACCAGUGUCAGUUGACAAGCUAAAAGUAUGUUUAACUUUCAGUUUGUAAUUUGUGGGACUUUUGUGUAAAAACAAAUCUGACCGGUGGGAAUACGCACCUGCCAGGAUGAAUCACCACAAUCUAUGAACUGCCUUCAUGUCAACUGAACAACAGCAGGAAACUGCUGAAAGGCUUCUCCUCCGACCACCUCUCUUGACACUGACCCAAAUCCACCUGUAAACCCAAACCAGAGGACCACUGGGGGGAAUUGAAUUGAGAGCAGGUGGUCAGUACUUUUACUGAAGUAAAGGAUCUGAGUACUUCCUCCACCACUGUGUAUACAACCACUGAUAUAUUUAAUAUGUUUUCUAACAAGUUAACACACCUAACAAGUAACACAACUCUGCUGUGUUACCGGCUGACUCUCCGCUUUUAAGAAAGGUGGCCUUGUGGUAUAACUUGUGUAUAUGAUGUAGAAUAGCAGGUUUGUUGUGGGAAGCAAGUCUCCAGCAAUCACAGAAACGUAUAUGCUAUUAGGGGUAAUUAAGUCACCUUAGUCAGCCGUAAUAUGGCUAUUUAAGCAUUACAGUUACGGAAAAUAUUGUGUUCGCUGUCACAGAAGAGAAAUAACAAGUCCGUGUUCAUGCAGUGUUACAACAUUCUUCACAGCAGAGUUGUGUGCAACUUACCAUGGAUAAAGCACUGAGCUAGCUAGAUAAUGACAGAUAGCUAGAUAGCGACAGUGACAGCAAGGGUAAAUUCGAGAAUUGCGAUACAAUUACUGAUGGUCAUCCAUUACAUGCCGCAACUGUGUGCAGAUGAUGCAAAACAAAUCGUGGUCAUUCAACUUAUGUGUUGUAUUGAUAAGAGUUUGCAGUGAAGUAGGCCUAUUUCAACAACCCUGAUGUCACUUUAUUUUAUACGCCAAAGAAGUUUUUCACUCACAUUUGGAGUGCUAAUUUUGGACACUGGGUGAGAGACACAAGAAUUGGCAAGCAUGGGAUGCAUAUUUCAUAAUUUAUUAGAAUCAGAUCAUUUAAACCUAUAUGUCAUUUACAGUAGAUUAUCAGUGUGCUUUCUUGCCAGAUUCACUCAUGGCUGUACCCACACUGGCCCACUCUGUCUGACUGACAAGCCCUCAGGGCAGCUCUACUGCUUCGUCUCCUCACGUUGGACUGAGGGCAGACUGGACUCAGUCACUCCCUAUCACAUCUCGAGGCACAAGUGGUAUUACAACACAGGACGGGAUGGAGCUAGCUUGUUAGCACGAUAACUUCAGUAGAUAUCUCUGCAACACAAUAGAUAGACUUCUUUGACAUGACGUCGGAACUUUUACUUCUUCACAUUCUGUGGAUCAUGCUAGUUAAUUUUUUUGAAUGUUUUACUUUAACAGUUCUGUCCAAAUCUUACACACUAAAGUUCAACUUGCAUGUUUACUGCUUCAUCCAGGUUUGACACAUUGCUGGGGUGUUUGGUUCAUUAAUGCUGACAGCAGAUUUUGAACAACUACUGGCAAGAUAAGGCUGACAAGCGGGCUCCUUUUAGGUGACUGAAGGAUUCUGUUCUGCACAGGUUUUAUUGUUUUGCUUUAGAUGAAACACAGGUGCCUGUUCUGCUUCUGCUCCCCCUGCUGGUGGGAGGAUAAAAAUAUAGAAAAGUAUUAAAAAACAACCAACCCUAACCCUCAUCAAAGACAAUCCCUAGACUACCCAGCUCCCCAUAGAAAUGAAUGAACUUAAUCAUGCUGCUUCUGACAAAUAACCAAUGCAUUUUUAGCAUGUGCGCAUUUUCUAUACCUUCAUAUAAGUAUGUUGUCUAGCACCACAGUACACGACUAUUUCUGUGUGUCUAUGUAUGCUCUCAUUUAACCCUUCACAUUGACCUCAACUGACUGAAGCUCUGUCAAUGAAUCAAUAAGAGCCUCCCAACACUGCUACAACAUUUCUUACCCCUUCAACCAAGUCAAGGUGAAUAAAAGGUGACUUACUUACACUUAGGCUGUGUCCGAAAUCACCCACUACUCACUAUAUAGUGGACUCCAUAGUGAGCUCAUCAUUUUGUAGUGCUGCCCGAAUGUAGAGUGAUAAUUAUUAUACCCUAUAUAGUCCACUCAGUGUAUCCCAGUAUGCAUUUUGAGAAGUAGUGUAUAACUGAUGGUCACUAACCAAGCCGUACAUACCAUCAUGCAUUGCGCUGAUAGAAAAAAACAGUCCACCAGCAGAUUGUCCUAUGGCAAUGACGUAAUUAAAUAACGAUCGGAGUAGUGUCCGAAAGUACUGUUUUAAUAGUGAGCUCACUACAUAGUCCUCUACAUACUCUCCUACAUAGAGGGUAGGGAGUAAUGAAUGAGUGGUCAUAUCGGACACAGCCUUACUUAUUCAAUAGCAAGUAUCCACUUUUUCACACUUGAAUGCAGACUCUAAAUGGCUACUUUGCAAUACACACUUGCUCUGAUAACCAUAAGAAAAUAUUUUCACACAUACACGUUUUCUGAAUCGUGCUGAGAUAGUCCAAACACGUCCAUUGAUACUGGCUCAGCAAUACAGGUAGAAUAGCAUUGGGGCAGACUGCUAAAGAAUGUAAUGACUGUCAGGGAAUAGAUGUCUAAAAAGUAUAUUUCAAUUUAUUAUAAAAAAAAUAUUAUAUUCAACAUGGUAAUGUUACUAUCAAACGAAUGUAUGAAUGUCCCAAUAGGCCAGAGGUUCAAAUUCCUUUGCCAACUUACUCUGUGUAGCAGCCAAUCCUUUGAGUGUUUUGCUCAGUUCAAAGUUCAGAUGAGCAAAACAACUGCUUGCCGUGACUGUGUCUAAAUAUUUGGACAUUAUAAGAAAUUUGAGUUGGGUUUCUAAAUAGCACUGGUGUCUUAGCACUGAACAUUUUAUUGUUUUUAGUAAACGUCCGGAUUAACAUGUGCUCAAGAGCAUGGAGGGAACUGGGAGCUGUUGAGAGUAAAUUAACUAAUUGAAAAAAGAUAUAUUAUUAUAUACAAAUUUAAAUGUUAGACCAUGCACCAACUAUACAGCUUUCGACAUUUCAGAAGUAAUCACCUUGUGUAAAAAUAGGAAAAGUCAAAAAAGUCUUCAUAAUAUAUGCAUAAAUUUGAUCUUGUGAUAAGUCAGCGUGGAUGAACUUAGUGCUAAGAUGCCUGCUGGAAACUGGAACCCGUUCUCUAUGUGACUCUCAGUACGAGAGGUCAAGCUGGCAGACAUGAUCUGCCACACCCUCACACAUAACUUGAAUAGCUAUGAUAGCUGAAAGCUACACACAAAUAUACGCACACACACACACCCCUACACAUGCACUCAUACACUAAGAGUAACUUUGAUACCAGAGUGUUAGUACACUGUCCUUGCAUACAAACAAUAUAGCACUUUACCACAGUUUAGAGUGGGUGCACAAAACGCAUGAGAUUAUUGAAGUGACUUCAAAAUCAUUGUUCUUCUUCUUGUACAAUCUAUUGGAAGAGCUAACAAAAACUAUCAAUUUCACUUGUUUGUCAAGUUUGACUGAGUACCUGACAACAGCAUUGUGUCAUAAUGGUUUUAGCACUGACUGACUACAUGUCAAUGUAUCAACGUGUCAAUGGAACAGAGUUUUAUGGCAAGCUUUUAUCUUAUUUUUCUAAUUGUUCACUCCCGUCAGCCUGCUGCUCUGUAAUACUGGAGUGCAUAUCCCUUUUUGCUUUCAAUGGAAGCAAUAAGACAGACAUCCGUUUAUGCAAUAACCUGUUAUAAGGCACUUUAUAGAUGUGUCUGGACAGGCUAUGAUGGUAACUUUGUCUGUCCAAGGCACUGUUCAUUGUACCGAUGUAUGUAUCUACACUGUACAAGUGUAUCUCAGUGUAUCAACAUGAGACUACAUUAAACAGGUUUAUCUGCUUUGGAAAACUGUAAUAGCUGCUAACAUUGUAACUAUAACUGUGCAGUGUUAGAAGUGAUACUUGUUGUGUUGUAAAACUGUGAAUGUUAUGGAAAUGAGGGAGCACCACACACACACACACACACACACACACACACACACACACACACACAGAGACACACACACACACACACACACACACACACUGUCUAACAAGAUGUGUGUUCAGAUCCUUCUGUAAAGACGGUACAUAUAUCCAAAGUCUUCCUGUGGGGAAAGGCAAUAUUGUGGGGUUGAUCUGUAUGUUAGUGUACUUUUCAUACCACAUAGCUUUAACCCCAUUAUAGAUUAACAAAUAGGUGGUUUCAUGUAGGGACUGUGAUGCAUAACUUGUGUUUUUGUGGCCCACAGUUCCCAUUGUUUGGUCCGCAUAUUUUUUCUGUGAUCCCUAACUUGAAAACUACAUUUUCUGCAGUGAAGCCCAUUAACCCUGCCUUUAUGUUCAAGGAGAUUCCUCCUUAUCUCUGACUUUCUCUGCCAGUAUGAAUUUAUUUCCCUGUGGUAAAACAACUACUGAAAAAGUGGGAAAAAAUGCCAUACCAAAAUAUGUCCAGCAAAGCAGUCACAGGUAUGUGAGGAGGGUGUUCUAGUGAUGUUCUGUUUUAAUGGAGGCCGGAUAUAUGUGUGACAGAUAAAAAAUGCAAUCUGAUUUAAUGCAUGUAUGCUGUAGGUGUGGAACAGCUGCUUUCAUAAUCGCCACAAUUUUAACAUUUUUUUAUAUAAUUUUUGUUUGUUUUCUUACAUAAACCCCUUACUAGAUUUUGACCUGCCUGGCUCAAAAAGAAAAAACAAAACUUGAACCUUACAUGAUUCUUGAGGUCAGCCAACAGCUUGCAGUGAUUGCUGCAGUACCGAGGAUGCCCUGUACAGUGUAGGAGCGUCUCUGCAGUGGUGCAAUACAGUAAAUAAAGUAGGACUGCCACCCAGUGGUAGAUGCCCAACACAUCAAAUAAUUUCCUCUAGUGGAGGCUGAUCUGACAUACAAUUCAAACAUGCACUUGUUGCAGUUUGAAUCAGAUUGAAAAAGACUGUAUGAUAAAAAAAACUGCGUCAACUUAACUUAAAGCUAAGAUUCAAAUUGUAUGUAAUUGAGUGAUAAAAUCAUGCAAUUUCCAUAGUUAAAACAAUACAUGGUUAUAAAUGGUUUUGAAAUACCUAGUUGCUAAUUGCUUUAGAUAAUGCUACUCUUUAGAUUGUUUAUAAGUAUACAUAAUUGUAAUCCCUGUGCCUACUGGGCAUUUUAUUUACAUUUAAAAAGGGGUGAUGUGUAUGCAUAUGUUAACACUAAAUCUGUUAGGAAAAGGAUCCACGUAACAAUUUGUACAAAUAGGAAUCCUUUAUCAAAUGGCUCACAGAGUGAGCAAUAAAUAGUUACAGAUAGUCUAAGUGUUACUGUCACGUUAUUCACUAAAAUAACAAAGUGUUAGGAUUUCUGAUUGACCACUAUGAUUGAGUUAGUAUUGCUCUUACUGCCAGAGCGGCUGAAACUCACACUGCCAAUCCAAGAGUCUCACGUCUGCUGUUGUUACAACACUAUUACAAUGUCACACAACUGACUUAGUACACUUACACUACUAAAACAUGUUGUAUUACCGUCUACUGCUGUAUUAAUGGUAUUUCAGUAUCAAAUUGUUGAUGAUAUUGCUCUAUGCUACUCCUGUAUUUCUAGCAACUGAAACUCACACUGCCAAGCCAAGAGUCUGACGUCUGCUCUCUGCUUCCCACAUUCCACACAGAUCAAAAUAUCAAACCGCAAAUCUAAUGUUGGUGUAGUUCAGCAGAAAAGUUAACUUUACUAAAAACCUGAUGAAAUAGGAGCAGUAUGUUCUUAUUUUUGGCACAAACACAACUAUUUUCCUUUGCAAGACAUUUGGUGAACUUUGUUCAAAUUAUUGUUAGAGCUGCUAAACUAUGAUGCAUAUUGUGACCUAUUGUGUGUCAAUAUUGUAUUACACGUCCAGCAAACUGCCUCCUACUGUAGCUGGCCAGCUAUUUGAAUUAUAAUAAGCAUAGGCUGACACUGACCUUUUCACAUGUUGUCACUGUUGUCCUGCAUUAUAAACAAUUUCAACAAUAUGUUUUACAUCCAGGAGCCGUAAACGUAACUCAGUCUGAAUCAAAAUAACAAAUCCAUAUCAACACACAUUUUAUCUUAAACUAUCCAAGGCCACUGACGUAAUACAAAUUACAGUAUUCUACAAUAAGUCCACAUCAUGAGGCAAAUUCAGCACAGUCCAUUCAACACACACACACACAGACACACACACACAACAAAUCUGCAAACCCAGGUUUGCUGCAUCAACUUUCCUCUGAAUGUUCAGCUGUUUGUAUGUAUUUGUGACCAUGUUGCUCAUGCUCCCUUCAUGACUAUGCACCUCAAACUUUUGACUUGUUAAAAAAAUAUGUAUCAGAAAUAAAAUGUUGAUUGAAAUUCCCA